CACGGUAAUAAUAAUAGCAACAGGAAUGCCAAUGCAUUUGAAAUAUUUCCUUUUCACUCACUGUUGGUUUAGGUAUCCCUUGGCACCAGAGCACCCCUACCCAGCUCAACAGCGCAGCUGCUACGUGGCUGUAUCGUACUUUUUGAAGCAUGCGGUGGACUUCGGCGUGGACCCUCAGCGGAUUGUGUUGGGUGGCGACAGCAUCGGAGGCUCCAUUGUGGUGGCCAUUUCUCAACAACUCGUGCUCAGACAGGACCUGCCCCAGGUCCGGGCCCACGUGCUCGUCUUCCCUUUCCUCCAAGCUCUGGAUUACAACCUGCCUUCUUACCAGCAAAACCAAUGGGUGCCCUUUUUAUUAAAGACAGAUGUCGGCCAUUUUGGCAAGAUUUAUGUCACCGGAAACAGCUUGGGCGCAGAUGCAGUGAUGCUCAACGCUCAUGUCCCGGAGAAGCUCAGGAUCAAGUACCAGAAAUGGAUCAGCGCCGAACAUAUU
This is a messenger RNA of Notechis scutatus (mainland tiger snake), 493 nucleotides long. The record is from RefSeq and is a predicted model, not a curated record. NCBI's taxonomy places the organism in Eukaryota, Metazoa, Chordata, Lepidosauria, Squamata, Elapidae.